Molecule: messenger RNA, 723 nt
Organism: Miscanthus lutarioriparius
Lineage: Eukaryota; Viridiplantae; Streptophyta; Magnoliopsida; Poales; Poaceae
Source: the annotation of a GenBank genome assembly
AUGCCCGGUGGGGUCUCCUACUCUUCCAACGUCGACCUGUACCGGGCCCCCGCCGCGAGCUGGCGCGACACCAUCCAGAUCGCGUUCGGGCCCGAUCGGCCCGACCCGGCGCGCAUCCCGGCCGUCUGCCGCGACGAGGUGCUCGAGUGGGACGCGCACGCCACCGCCGUCGGGCGCGCCGUGCUGGGGCGCCUUUCGGAGGGGCUCGGGCUCGGGGCCUCGAGGCUGGAGGCCGCUUCCUGCCUCGAGGGCAAGGUUAUGGUGUGCCACUACUAUCCAGUGUGCCCUGAGCCCGAGCGCACCAUGGGCCUUGUCCCGCACUCAGACCCCGGCGUGCUCACCGUCCUGGCGCAGGAUGGUAUCGGUGGCCUGCAGGUCAAACAAAGCGAUGAUGAUGGGACGAGCCGCUGGGUGGAUGUGAAGCCUGUGCGGGGUGCGCUUGUAAUCAACGUCGGGGACCUCUUGCAGAUCAUGUCUAAUGAUAAGUACAAGAGCGUUGACCAUCGUGUGAUUAUGAAUACACGAGAAGAAGCAAGAGUUUCAAUCGCAAUAUUUUUCAAUCCUGGCAAGAGAUGGGACACAAUUUUUUAUGGCCCACUACCAGAGCUGGUUUCUUCAGAUAGUUCACCAAAGUUCAGGAAUUUUACCACGUCUGAGUUUCUGGGGGCCUUCUUUAGACGAGACCUUGCCAGCAGAGCUCUGGUUGAGCACUUCAAAUUGUAA